GGGAGGACUGGAAAGUCCAGUCGCCAUGUUCUCUCGGUGACCCCAACACUGGUGCUGAGGUCCCGGGGCAAAGGGAAGCUAUAUCAUCUCUCCUGCCAUCGGAGAAGUGAGGUGGCCGCUAUGGAGUCUUCGAUGCACCUCUGCCUCCUCCUGGCCCUCCUCAGCAUCUCACAUGCAAUAGGACCAAAGGUGACUUUGCAAGUAAAGCUGACUGAGGCUUUCCAGGCCCAGGACUCUGUGUUCAAGAUGAACAUGCUGGAAAAGAUCUGUGUCGCCCUCCACCUCCCACCAGGGACCGACGUCACUCUCCAUCACACAGGGCCGCCAUACCACCUUACCUGCAGGGUCUGAGGCUGUGAGGGCCCGGGGCAUUCGGCUUUUGGGGAGUGGGCAUUGGGAGCGAGCGUGCCUUGACCUGGCAGCCUCUGGCCCUGCUGCGUGCUAAUAAACACGUGGAAUCCCAUGAUGGGUUUGGCGUGUCCAGUGGGUCUGUGAGCACAGGGCAGACAGGGAAAGCGAGCUGCGUGCCAGGAUCUCUGACUGGUUGUCCUGUUUGCUGACCAGGGGUGUCAGCUGACUCCCCCUCUACACCACAGAGGCCU
This is a messenger RNA of Acomys russatus (golden spiny mouse), 602 nucleotides long. It is a transcript of the gene Sfta2, whose product is annotated as surfactant associated 2. Bases 121 to 351 code for a protein of 76 amino acids. Lineage: Eukaryota; Metazoa; Chordata; Mammalia; Rodentia; Muridae. The transcript is spliced from 3 exons. The record is from RefSeq and is a predicted model, not a curated record.